Molecule: messenger RNA, 1746 nt
Organism: Thermothelomyces thermophilus ATCC 42464
Lineage: Eukaryota; Fungi; Ascomycota; Sordariomycetes; Sordariales; Chaetomiaceae
Exons: 3
Coding region: 1-1746 (581 amino acids)
Molecular function (GO): FAD binding; oxidoreductase activity
Source: RefSeq, a predicted model, not a curated record
AUGGCCCGCGUCCUCAGCACUGGAGCACUGCUUGCAUUGCUCAAUUUUGCCACGCCCGGCCUCGGAGCCGCCCACGUGUCGAACUGCAGAUACAUCCCGGGGGAUAAGGGAUGGCCGAGCCAGAGCGACUGGGCCAAGCUCAACCGGACCGUCGGCGGCCGGCUGAUCGCCACGGUUCCCCAGGCCCACGUAUGCCACGCCGGCGGCCCGGGGGUCAACCAGGCUGCCUGCGACGCCCUGAAGGAUCCCCUUGUUUUCGAGAAGACGGCCCCGGCCUACGUCAACAAACCGGCCGAGAUCAUCAACGCCUACUGGCAGAACCGGUCCUGCGACCCAUUCUCCAAAACAUCGCGGCCCUGCGUCCUCGGCAACUACCCGGUUUACUCGAUCAACGUGUCCGGAGCCCACGACGCGAUUGCCGGUUUGGAUUUUGCACGUAGGCAAAACAUCAGGCUGUCCAUUCAGAACACCGGUCAUGACUACAAUGGCCGCUCGGCCGGAUUCGGAUCGCUCUCGCUGUGGAUGCACAACCUGCAGGGCAUUGAGGUCAUCCCGCGAUACCGGAGCCGGGCGUACUCGGGCCCGGCGGUCAAGCUCGGCGCCGGAGUGCACGCGGGCGUGGCGCUGCAGUACCUGGGCCAGCGCGGGUACCGGCUGGUGACGGGCGAGUGCGGCACCGUGGGCGUGGCGGGCGGCUACUCGAUGGGCGGCGGCCACGGCCCGCUCAACGGCGCGUAUGGCAUGGCUUCGGACAACGUGCUCGAGUGGGAGGUGGUCACGGGGGACGGCCGGCACAUCGUGGCCACCCCGGAGAAGAACUCGGACAUCUACUGGGCCAUGUCGGGCGGCGGCGGCGGCAGCUACGGAGUGGCCCUGAGCAUGACGGCCCGCAUCUACCGCGACGGGCCCGUCCUCGGCCCCGUCCUGACAUUUACCGCCCCGGACGUCGGCAACGAGACGUACUGGGGCGCCGUCGACGCCUUCCUCAAGCGCCUGCCCGGCAUGCUGAGGGGCACCAGCAGCUCGAUCCAGUUCAGCUUCUGGAACAACCAGUUCGGCGCCCUCUUCGUCAUGCCCGACGAGCGAAACUCGUCGGCCGCCGACGCCAAGCUGGCCCCGCUGCUGCGCGACCUCGACGCCAUCGGGAUCCCCUACGACCUGACGGUCAGCCAGUCCGAAACUUUCUUGGAUUACUACAGCUCCUGGUACGGCCCGCUGCCCUUCGGUUACGAGCCGCCGUCGACCACGCUCAACAGCCGGCUCGUCCCCGUGCGCGUGGCCCAGGACGACCAGGCCCGCCGCCAGCUAAUCGACGCCAUGCGGCUCACCACACAGACGGGCGAGUUCACCGUCGGCUGCUCGGCCGCCGACGUCGGGAGCGUCCGGCACCCGGACAACGCGGUGCUGCCGGCCUGGCGCAAGUCGGUCGCCAUCUGCAACGUCAACGCCUUCUGGAACUGGACCGCGCCUCUCGAGCAGAACCUCGAGGUCAAGCGGAGGAUGGUCGACGUCUACAGCCCGGCCUGGGACGCCGCCACCCCGGGCUCCGGCGUCUACCUCAACGAGAUCGACCCCUGGUACCGCAGCGACUUCAAGGUCAACAUGUUUGGCUCCAACUACCGGCGCCUGCUCAGCAUCAAGCACAAGUACGACCCGUACCACCUCUUCUACGGCCACAACUUGGUCGGCUCCGACGACUUCUCCAUCGACGGGGCCGGCAGGCUGUGCUACUCCUCCGGUCGUUGA